Molecule: messenger RNA, 2530 nt
Organism: Rhopalosiphum padi (bird cherry-oat aphid)
Lineage: Eukaryota; Metazoa; Arthropoda; Insecta; Hemiptera; Aphididae
Product: ATP-binding cassette sub-family G member 5
Cellular component (GO): plasma membrane
Molecular function (GO): ATP hydrolysis activity; ABC-type transporter activity; ATP binding
Source: RefSeq, a predicted model, not a curated record
ACCUUCUGCCAACAAAUGGCUAGAGGUUUCGGUCCAGCAGUUCUUGUGCUGCACACGCAACAUAACUGGCUGAUCCUCUGUUCAGUUACGAUGAAACCAUCCAAAAUGAUCGGCGGCGAUUAUUCUCUAGAGCUGAACAACAUUUUUCAUACGGGCCAGGUGGAGCCCGCCUCAUGUUUCCAAAGGUUGUUCGGGUCCGUGCAGACCGGGCUCAUACUCAAAGAUAUCACGUUGGAAGUUCGGGCUGGCGAAGUGAUGGCCAUACUUGGAUCAAAAGGUAGUGGUAAACGAGCACUUUUAGAAGUCAUUGCCAGACGAAGUAAAGGACUGUCUCGCGGUCAAAUCCUCUUGGACGGGAGGCCUCUUACACAAGCUAUGUUUAACCAGUGUUGUGCGUAUGUUGGCCACCGAGCUGAUCUUGUCCCAUCGUUAUCUGUACAACAAACGCUACACUAUGCAGCAAAUUUAUCUAUUGGCUCACAGGUCAGUGGUUACGUUAAAGACUCUAGGGUCAGACAGGUGUUAGCAGACUUGGCGCUAAGUCAAGUAGCCAGACACAGUGUAGAGGCGUUGACCGAAGGCGAGUACAGACGACUAGUGAUCGGGACGCAAUUAGUCAAAGAUCCAGUGUUAUUGUUAUUGGACGAACCAACCGCUGGAUUAGACCCGCUGACUACGUACUUAGUCGUGUCUAUGGUCAGUAGCCACGCUAAGCGCAGAGGGAGGGCUGUAAUACUCACUAUGGAAAAACCAAGAUCAGAUGUUUUUCCAUUUCUCGAACGCGUUGCUUACUUGUGUUUGGGUGACUUAGUUUACGCGGGACCAACUAGAAUGAUGUUGGACUAUUUUCGAGCGGUUGGAUUUCCGUGUCCAGAAAUGGAAAAUCCACUCAUGUACUAUCUGUGUUUGUCAACGGUGGAUCGACGAUCUCGCGAGAGGUUUGUCGAGUCAAAUGCACAAAUCGUGGCACUGGUGGAGAAGUUUAAAAUGGAAGGGGCGCCCUACAGGAAAUCGUCUGCAAUGUCUGUGCUCCUCGGGUCACCGCCCAGUGACCACCAACCCAACUCACAUCCGUAUCCAUAUUCGGCACAGGGGUCUUCGACCACACAAAUCGGAAUGACGUUGUAUCAACGCCAGUUCGCUUCCACAUUCGGAUGUUCCUGGCAAGCUCUGUUCUACUUGUCAGCACGACUCAUCGCCAUGCCAAUCGCAUUCCUGUUGAUUUGGAUGUUUUAUCGCGAUAUAAAGGACUACCAGACAACGUUUAUGUCCCGCAGUGGUCUGCUGUUGACGUGCAUAACUACGACGUAUUUGACUUCUAUAUUUACUACAGCGUACACAUACGCUCCUCACAGGACACGAUACUAUCAGGAAAAUCAAGACGGCACGUACAACGGACCACUUUUCCUCGUCAGUUAUUUCACUUUCUCGUUGCCGCUCGCUUUUCUCACCGUGUUCGGAUCGUCGGCCAUACUGCACCACCUGAUGAAGUUCGACGACUGGACAGAAUUGAGUCUGUUUGCGGCCGUGCUGUUGAGCUGCUACUUGUUCGCUGAACAGCUAGUCGUUGCUGUGAUGGCCGUAUCCAGGAACCCUUACAACACCAGCGUGUUUUGUAUAUACAUCAUCAGCGUCAUGAUCGUGCUGGGCAGCGGAAUGCUAAGAUCUUACCGUGGCAUGUCGGAGUGGCUGUCGUGGGUGACAUACGCCACGCAGACCAGGUACGUCGGCGCCUAUCUGACGGCCCAGGCUUUCGACGGCCGCCAACAGUACACCGGGUUACCGCAGAGCGCGGCGCAGAACUGUUCUAUACUAGCGGCCGAGCCGUUCGCGUGUCGGUACCCGGACGGGGCUUCCUACGUCAACGAGCGGUAUCCGGCCACAGUGGCCGACCCGCAGAUCAAUUUGGUCGCAAGCUUCGUGUUCCCGGUAGCCGCCGCAGUGUUCAACGUCCUGCUGUACGUGGCCCCGUUGCCGUCCUACGUCAAGGCCAAGUUCAGAGAAUGAAUAAUCGAGGCUUACACCACUAUACCCUCCCACAACACCGUCCCUACCCCGUGGUCCGGUUAGCGUCCGAAGCGGCAGAGUAACGCGACAGAGGGGUCGACGUUAGGUACCAAAAGGCCGGAGGGCCGGCUCCCUGUCAAAGCAUUUCAAAUACCGUUCUCUAUACCAUCAUAUUCUAAUAUAUUAUACUCAUACCUACCCACGAAACCAAACAGAAUUGAUUUUGAAUUAAUGUGGCAUCUAAAAUAUAUUGUAAUAUGUAGGUACUGCCGGUACAGGGUACUAUUUACUAAUGUCAACUCGGCACACACUAAGAGUAAUUACGCAAACAAGAUUAUUCUUAGUGUAGUGGACGAUAUAGUUAUUCGCAGUAUGAUAUUAAAGAAUAAUACAAUCUUCUGUUUGAAUGUUCCUUCAAUUUUUGUACUCGUUGUAUCAUUUGUGACUAAUGCACUUGCAUCACAUACUUUAUCAUUGUUAAAUGAAUACAAUUUUUUUUAAAUAUAUAUUUUUAUAAUACAUA